GGGGUUACGAGACGAGACGAGACGCGCCCCGAUCUGAAGGAAGUCGAGCCUGAAACCUUUUUAGGGUUUUACGCCAACAACUCUGCUUUCUCUGAAUGAGAUCACAUUAGGAAGAAGGCAAAGCGGAAGGAAAUACAGAUCCAGAAAUGGCGAUGCCACAGCUUUCCGGGCGCACGAAGAACGUGGCGAAGAGAUCGAAGAAGUACUUAGAGGAAGCUCUGUACGUCAAGCUGUUCCAACAAGGCGGCGAGGAGGUGAGCGUCAGGGAACAGUUGAAUAAGUUCCUCAAGAGCUCCAAGCGCGUUUACAAAUGGGAAGUUGGAGACACAAUCAAGAAGUUUCGCGACCGGAAGCUCUAUUAUCCUGCUCUAAAGCAGUUAUCAGAAGCUAUGUCAAGGAGAGGUAUGAACAAGACAGUCAGUGAUCAAGCUAUCCAUCUUGAUCUACUCGCCAAAGCUCGCGGUAUUCGUGCUGCAGAAGAUUAUUUUAUUGAUCUUCCUGAAACAUCAAAGAGCCAGUUGACAUAUGGGGCUCUUCUCAACUGCUAUUGCAAAGCCUCGAUGGCUGAAGAAGCAGAAGCUCUUCUUCAAAAGAUGAAGGAGCUCAAUUUUGGGUUAACUUCCAUGUCUUACAACAGCCUCAUGACCCUUUAUGAGAAGACCAGUCAGCAUGAGAAGAUUCCAUCUGUAAUACAGGAAAUGAAGGCCGAUAGCGUGAUGCCUGAUUCUUUUACAUACAAUAUCUGGAUGAGGGCUCUGGCAGCUGCCCGUGAUAUAUCCGGUGUUGAGAGAGUUAUUGAUGAAAUGAAGAGGGAUGGUAGAAUUGCUGCAGAUUGGACUACUUAUAGCAACUUAGCGUCCAUUUAUGUUGAUGCUAGGUUGGUUGACAAGGCAGAAAAGGCACUGAAAGAAUUGGAGAAGCUAAAAGAUCCAAAAAAUCUCUCUCCUUUCCAGUUCCUGAUCACAUUGUAUGGAAGGACAGGGAACUUGCCUGAAGUUUACCGAGUCUGGCGUUCGUUGAGGGUGGCGUUUCCUAAAACAGCUAACAUAAGCUAUCUGAAUAUGAUUCAAGUGCUGGUUAGCUUGAAAGAUUUGCCAGGUGCAGAGAAAUGUUUCAGGGAAUGGGAAGUUGGUUGCUCAACGUAUGAUAUUAGGGUUGCAAAUGUUCUCAUUAGAGCUUAUAUUAACGAGGGUCAGCUAGAGAGGGCCGAAGAAUUGAAGAACAGGGCCAAAAGAAGAGGCAGCGAGCCAAAUGCUAAGACAUGGGAAAUAUUUUCGGAUUAUCAUAUGAGAAAUGGAGACAUCAAGCCGGCAGUUGAGUGUUUAGCCAAUGCAAUAGCUUUUGGUAAAGGAGACGGACAGAAAUGGGUCCCUUCUAAUGAGGUUGUGAGAUCUUUGAUGGCACAUUUUGAGCAAGAAAGAGAUGUCGAUGGUGCAGAAGCUUUUACAGAUAUUCUGAAGAAGGCUGUUGAGAAUUUAGGAGCAGAAGUGUUGGAAUCAUUGAUAAGAACUUAUGCAGCUGCUGGAAAGAAGACCAACAUGAUGCGUCGCCGAUUAAAGAUGGAGAAUGUAGAGGUGAGUGAAGCGUGUCAUAAGUUGCUUGACACGAUAAGUAUUGAGUGAGACUAGCACUUCGUUCUUUUCAGUUUCAGUAGCUGAUUGUUUGCUGUUAAAGGUGUUAUUGAAGACUAUAAAUGUUAGAUUUUUCUCACAUAAUAAGAACACAAGUCUCCUUUUUGCACUUAUCUUGGUGGAGUGGUACGAUUUCUUGGGCUCUACGCUGGAAUGUAUUCUGUGGUUUCAGGUUUGGUUUAGAUGAUAGUUUUGUUGAGAUUGUUA
Molecule: messenger RNA, 1838 nt
Organism: Linum tenue
Lineage: Eukaryota; Viridiplantae; Streptophyta; Magnoliopsida; Malpighiales; Linaceae
Source: the annotation of a GenBank genome assembly